AGGCUAUAUAUAUCAUUGCUGUCACUUGGAUAAGGCAGGCCAGUCCCACAUAGGAUCACACAUUGGAAGCUGCAUCAUGGCCUUCUUCAAAUUAAUGGUGCUGCUGUCACUAGCCGCAGUUGGAGUACUUGGAAAAGCCGUGGAAACCCCAGCAAAGAGGAGUGCUGAAGCUCCCGCCGAGAGCAAAAUCAAAGAGAGAGCAGUCUUCUACGAUGCUGAGGACCAACACGUCUCAGCCUCCCCAGCUGUGAUCCAAGAUAGCGGUUACUACUCCUACAGCGCUCCCUCCAGCUACUUUGGAGGAGUCAAAUCGGCUGCUGUCGCUCCAGCCUUUGCCUCCUACAAAUCAGCAGGAGAAGAAGAUGAUGGCUCCUACAAACCUGAGAGGUACUCUGGUGGAGCCUACACUUCCUACUCCUCAGGAUCCAAGGCCUCAGUUUACCCCAAGAGCUACUACGGUUCAUAUUCCCAGGGAGGAUACUCCUACGCUCCUUCCUACUAUGGAGGAUCAUCCUAUGGAUCGUAUCCUGGAUCUUCAUACCAGUACGGAUCCUCAUAUCCCUAUGGAGGAUCUUAUGGAUCAAGCGGAUACUAUGGUUCAGGCGCUUCAUCCUACUAUGGAUCAUACCCCUACUAUGGAUACAACUCUGGUUCAUCCUACUAUGGAGCAGGCAGUUAUCCCUAUGGAGGCAGCUACUCCUACCCCAGCGCUUACAACUAUGGAGGAGCUUACAGCUAUGGUGCUCCCAGUGGAACUUACUAUGGUGACGCUUACAAAUCCUACAACACCAACCCGUUUGGAUACUACAAGUACAAUGCCCAAACCGCUGGUCAAAUCUACUCCAAACCUACCAAAUACGAAUCGAUCACCCCUGUUGCUAGCCCUGCCCCAGUGGUGGUGUCAACCCCUAAACCAGUUGUGGUCGAGGCUGUGAAACCAUCCGGAUUUGAAAGCUACAAGUAUGCCCAUGCCCCAGUGUACUCUUCCUACUCACCUUCUUAUGGAUCUAACUAUGCAGGUUACUACGGUUACAAGGGUUACCAGAAUGCCUACACCCCCAACUACCUUCACAAUGCUUACAACCCUGGAUACUACCAGACCCAAACCUCUGGUUACAUCCCUUACAAGAGUGUAGCUGCCCCUGCAUACUACCAAGCCCCCAAGGUUUACCAUGACUCGGUGUCAUCAAUCCUGUCAUCCACCCCAGCACCAAUUGUUCAGAAGCCUAUUGUGGCUGCACCCAUUGUGAAGGCCCCAGCAGUAAUCCCCGCCAAGACCUACUCAUCAGGGUACUAUAACUCUGCCUACAACUACCCAGGAUACUCCCAGUACCCAGCCUACAAUCAAGGCUACUACGGUUAUGGAAAGAACUACGCUGACUACUACAAAGGUUCCUACACCCCUAACUACAUCCACAACGCCUACAGCCCAAGCUACUACCAGUCUGGAUCCUAUGCCUACACUCCAGCAGUUCCCGCUAAGGUCCACCAUGACUCAGUAUCAUCAAUCAUUGCAGCCACUCCAGCGCCAGUCAUUCACAAGCCCAUUGUUGCCGCACCAGUUGUGAAGGCUCCAGUCUACCCUGCUUUCCAGAGCCAGUACACUCCAGCAGUCUACCAUCAGCCAGCUGUGUACCCCAAGGUGACUGUUUCUUCUACUCCAGCUCCAGUUGUUCAUGCCGCUCAUGUACACUCUGCGCCAGUGGUACACUCUGCCCCAGUUGUACACUCUGCUCCAGUGGUACACUCUGCCCCAGUUGUACACUCUGCUCCAGUGGUACACUCAGCUCCAGUUGUACACUCCGCUCCCGUGGUCCAUGCCGCUCCAGUUGUACACUCUGCUCCAGUGGUCCAUUCUGCACCAGUAGUACACUCUGCCCCAGUGGUCCAUGCAGCUCCUGUAGUCCAUGCCGCACCAGUAGUCAAACCCGCCCCAGUCAUUCCCACCAAAACCUACUCCUCAGGAGCCUUCUACCAGGGCGCUUACACACCCUCCCACUACCAGGGUUCAUACUACCAGGCUCCAGCAGCUUACUCCAGCGUGUUCCCCAUUCCAGCCAAACAGACUCCAGUGAAGGCCGCUGUCGCUCCAGCCUACCAAUCUUACAGCUACCCUGGAUACUCAUCCUAUGCUGCUGGGUAUGGAAGCUAUGCUCCAGGAUCAAGCCUGUACAAGGGUUACUCUUCCAGUGCCUAUGUGUCACCAUCUCACUACUCAAGCGGAAGCUAUACUCCUUCAUACUACUCCAGUGGCAGCUAUACUCCAUCGUACUACUCCAGUGGCAGCUAUACUCCAUCGUACUACUCCAGUGGCAGCUAUACUCCUUCAUACUACUCCAGUGGCAGCUAUACUCCAUCGUACUACUCCAGUGGAAGCUAUACUCCAUCAUACUACUCCAGUGGAAGCUAUGCUCCUGCUGCGGCGUAUGGAAAAUACUACAGCGGCUACUCCACACCAUCCGCCUAUGAUUAUUCCUCGGCAUACAACUCAGGCAAAUACUAUGGUGGAUACAACGGUGCAGCAAAUGGUAUCUAUGGCGCUUCCUACAAUGGUGCCUAUGGUAGCUACUACCCAGGAUACUCAGGUAGCUACAAUGCGUACUCUUCCUACCAACCAUACGCCAAAUCCGCAUACGCUUACCCUUCAGCAUAUGUGUCAUCCUCCUACCCAGGCUACCAGUACACAUCGGGAGUGGCCGCCUACCCAGCAAUCCAGGCUGAAAUCAAGACCGGCUCAGACACAAUUGUUGAGUCAGCAUCUUUGAGCGACGCCGGCGAUUUGGUGAAGAUUGGAACCAGCAAUGUCCAAUCAACCACUGCUGCACCUGAAUCCAAAUGAAUUUCUUGAAAUGAGGACCUAGAAUUCGAGGAUCAAUGACUACGAAUUCUACGAUCAAGAAUACCUGAAGUUCAAGAAUUGAAGACCUGAAACUUGAGGAUCAAGAAUUGAAGGAUUACAUACCAGACUGACCUGAUUCUAGAACUGACAAAAUUUAACUAUUGUUGUAAGAACCAAUCUGUGUUCUUCAACACUCAAUUUUUCUUGUAUAUAAAAUAAAUAAUGCUCUUGAGGUAA
Molecule: messenger RNA, 3076 nt
Organism: Nilaparvata lugens (brown planthopper)
Lineage: Eukaryota; Metazoa; Arthropoda; Insecta; Hemiptera; Delphacidae
Product: adhesive plaque matrix protein
Exons: 3
Coding region: 77-2839 (920 amino acids)
Source: RefSeq, a predicted model, not a curated record